Messenger RNA from Quercus robur (English oak), 762 nucleotides. RefSeq names its product putative B3 domain-containing protein At1g78640. Lineage: Eukaryota; Viridiplantae; Streptophyta; Magnoliopsida; Fagales; Fagaceae. The transcript has a single exon. The record is from RefSeq and is a predicted model, not a curated record. Gene Ontology annotation, molecular function: DNA binding. Bases 1 to 762 code for a protein of 253 amino acids.
AUGAAGAAGCCUAUGAGUGUGCUACAAACCAAGCGAAACCAAGAAGGAAAAGAUGGCCAAAACAGAGAACUUUCAUUGGAAACACUUGAGGCCAAGAAAGAUAAUCUCACAACUGAUGAGAUUAUUGUUUCCUCUGCUUCUGAAAGUACAGAGGAAGAACCUAUCUUCCAUAAUUUUCUACCUAUUCCAGUCAAUCAUCAAGAAAACGUGUUUGAAACCAAAACUCAUACUGAAUCUGAAGAGGUUUCAACAGAAUUGAAGUUGGGUUGUAGUUCUUACAUCACCCAGAAGAGUACAGCAAAUGAAAACCUGGCCAAUUCCUCUCUGCCAGCUACAUCUAGUGGAAACAAAAGAAUGAAACUUGAUGGCCAUCAAGUUGAAAAAGGAGAAGGGUCUAUUGGUUUUGACCCUUGGGUUAUCAAGAAGAGAAUUACAGACAGUGAGAUCCGAGGCAGGCUCCGUUUACCAGCAGUUGGCGUUAAAGAGCAUAUUUUGCCAAAUUGGGAUAAAGAAUGCGUUGACAGUAUUAAGAUUGGGGAACGAUUUGCUGUUACUGUUUGGGAUUGUGAUACUGAGUCCAAACAUCAAUUGUUCUUUAAUAAGGAGACAGGUACUAAUGCAACAUACGGCUUCAUUGGACAAUGGACUGAAGAAUUUGUGUCGAGGAGGGGCUUGAAGAAAGAUGAUGAGAUUGGACUUUAUUGGGAUCGAAUCAAUAAAAGAUUCUGUUUUAGCAUUCUCAAUCGGGCUUCGAGUGAUUAA